AUGGAAGUCAACGAGGACAUGUCGUACCCCUAUGGGCGGCUGCACCUACCGGAUGACGAUAACACGUUUGCACCUCCACCUCUUAGCGCCUACAGUAUCGCGCUUUUGAGUGACCAUGUCUCGUCUGGAUUCACGGUCAAACCUUCUGAGAAUCUCGACUUGAAGACCUCCUUGAAGAACAAAUUGUCAGUUCAUUUUCUGUCGAAGGCUCCAGGCGCUACUUCUGAGCAAUUUGGUCAAACUGCAGCUUCAGGGAUUAAUGGAAACUCUGCAAACUCUGCAAUGAGCUCAAUCAACGCAAACUCUGCCAAUACAAAUACUGGAACCAUUGGAAUUAGCGGCAACAUCAGCCAAAAUCUCUCCAGUCAUAACCUUACAAGUCACAAUCUAAGUGGGAACAAUCUUAGCCAUAGCACAAGUGGCCACAGCACACACAACACAAGCAACACAUCUAUUGGUAGUUCAUUCAAUGCUCAGCAAGACGAAGACCCUAUGGAUGUUUCGGGCGAGAACUUGGCCAAAUCUUCGCAAGCUAUUGCCCCUGGUGGGUCGCUUGCGCUGGGGAAACUGCUUGCUCGACCACAUUCCAACGGUUUCUCGGGAGUAAAACGGUCGCGAUUGGCACGCAGAUUUCGGUCCUUGGGGCCACCCAAACGUGCAUCCGAGGUACCUGAGCCACUUGAAGAAGUGAAGACAGAGCCCAUAGACUCGCCUGUUCUGGAUUUGGGCCAUACAGCUGAAGACUCAAAGUUACAGCGUCCCAAAAGAUUAUUGCCCAUUUCUCCAGACCCCUCGACGUCCAGACUCGGAAAGACGGCCGUGACUAGCAACUUGGACUUUUUCAAAACUCUCGAGAAGCUCAAGCUGAGAUCGCCCGUUCUUGAGUCGGGUUCAGGUACGUUUGGCCAUGUCAGUCCUCCGAGACACGAGGGUCCUUCUCAUGAAUCAAAUAGACGUUUUGACGCUUCCAAGUCCAGUUCUGUACUCACUAACAGAUCGGCUCAACAUCAAGAAAAUCCGUUUCAACGCCCACUGCUGUCUCGGCCUCCUUUGCACGAAAUUGCUCCUCAUAUUCUUAAUAGUGAGAGAAAACUCUUGGACUUCAAGAAACCCAUUAACACCAAGCCAUAUUCUGUCGAACACACUCCAUUUGCAUCGAAACAGCCUGCUUCGCCUCUGCAUGCUAGUUUCCAUUCCACGGCCAGCUCCGAAAAGUCUAUUUCGGAAAGCAAGUUCAAUGAUGAAGGGAAGCGAAAGAAAAUAAUCCAAAUUAAUUCUCAACAAUACGAGAAGCUAGAGCUUCUUGGUCGUGGUGGCACGUCGAAGGUCUAUAAGGUUCGCUCCCUUGCAACCAAACAAACGUUGGCCAUAAAGAAGGUCUCGUUUGACCAGUUUGAUGAUUCGUGUGUCAAAGGUUUCAAGGGAGAAAUCGAUCUAUUGAUAAAGUUAAAGAAUGAGCCUAGAGUAGUCAAAUUGGUGGACCAUUCCAUCAGUGACGGCUCCAUCUUUUUAGUAAUGGAGUGUGGAGACUUGGAUUUGGCUCGUGUUUUGCAGACAAAGCUUAGCCUUGAAUCCAAACUUGAUUUUAAUUUCGUCAAGUUCCAUGCUAUGGAAAUUUUACGCUGCGUUGAAGCUGUCCACCGUGCGGGUAUUGUUCACAGCGACUUAAAGCCUGCUAAUUUCCUUUUCGUGAAAGGAGUAAUGAAAAUCAUUGACUUUGGUAUAGCCAACGCAGUCCCAGAUCAUACUGCCAACAUUUACCGUGAAUCACAAAUCGGUACCCCGAACUAUAUGGCUCCUGAAGCGCUAGUGGAUGUGAACCAUUCAUUCGUGGUAUCCAAGAGAACAUCGAGCGGCUCGAACACAUGGAAAGUCGGACGGCCCUCGGAUAUCUGGUCGUGUGGCUGUAUGAUCUACCAGAUGAUUUACGGCAAACCACCAUAUGGCUCUUACUCUGGGCAGCUGCGCAUUAUGGCCAUUAUGAAUCCGCAAGUCAAGAUUGAUUACCCAUCUACAGGUAUCGGAGGUGUGCCUGUUCCACUCAGUUGUAUCGAGUUGAUGCAAAAGUGCCUCACCCGUAAUCCAAACGAGAGAUGGACAGUGGAGCAGUGUAUGAACAGCGACUUUUUGAGGCCCAAAUCGGUGAGCCGUGAGUUCGUCAAGGAUUUAGUAUAUUCAGCUGUGAACUUUGGUAGUCAAAACAAGAUCGAGGAGAUAACGGAUGAUGUUUACGAGAAACUUGUUGAGACUGUACUUCGACAGAUUGAAGAUCUCAACUAUGCAUAG
Molecule: messenger RNA, 2286 nt
Organism: Sungouiella intermedia
Lineage: Eukaryota; Fungi; Ascomycota; Pichiomycetes; Serinales; Metschnikowiaceae
Source: the annotation of a GenBank genome assembly